Mangifera indica (mango) is the source of this 3306-nucleotide messenger RNA. Its product is annotated as V-type proton ATPase subunit a1-like. The transcript has 18 exons. Lineage: Eukaryota; Viridiplantae; Streptophyta; Magnoliopsida; Sapindales; Anacardiaceae. The record is from RefSeq and is a predicted model, not a curated record. Gene Ontology annotation, biological process: proton transmembrane transport; vacuolar acidification. Gene Ontology annotation, molecular function: ATPase binding; proton-transporting ATPase activity, rotational mechanism. Gene Ontology annotation, cellular component: vacuolar proton-transporting V-type ATPase complex; vacuolar proton-transporting V-type ATPase, V0 domain. Bases 299 to 2755 code for a protein of 818 amino acids.
CAGUUGGGAAAAUGUUAUUUGCUUAUUAUUUCAAGAUGAAGACGUAAUACCCGUUAAUUAGACGAAAAGACAACAAUGUCCUUCGGGUAACGCCCUUUAAACUGAUGCGAAAUUCCCGGUUCAAUUUACAGUUGGGAAUGGCAAAACUGAAACCAAAAAGAGUACAAACACACCAAGCGCACGCACGGUCCAAUUGGUUUCUGAUUCAGAUCUGAAACUCACUCAGUUGGAUCCACCGACAACUGUAUAAUAUUUUUUUACCGGUCAACAAUCUCAUUUUCUCUUUUGGUCUUCAGAAAUGGAGCGGUUCAUUGACAAUUUGCGGCCUAUGGAUUUGAUGCGGUCGGAGAAGAUGACCUUUGUACAGCUCAUCAUUCCAGUUGAGUCUGCUCAUCGAGCCGUCUCGUAUAUCGGCGAACUCGGUCUCUUGCAGUUUCGUGACUUAAAUGCUGAUAAAAGCCCUUUCCAGCGAAUAUUUGUUAAUCAGGUAAAGCGAUGUGGAGAGAUGUCAAGAAAGCUGCGAUUUUUAAAGGAACAAAUCAAUAAAGCUGGUCUUCUAUCUUCUGUCCAUCCUGUUUCAGGACCUGAUAUUGAGUUGGAGGAAUUAGAGAUGCAACUAGCUGAGCACGAACAUGAGCUAAUUGAAAUGAACUCUAAUAGUGAGAAACUUCGACAAACGUAUAAUGAGCUCCUUGAGUUCAAAAUGGUCUUGCAAAAGGCUGGUGGCUUUCUUGUAUCAAGCAAUGGUCAUGCCGUUACCGAGGAACUGGAAUUAACUGAGAGUGUGUACUCAAGCAGUGGUUAUACUGAGACAGCUUCAUUACUUGAACAGGAGAUAAAUCCUGGGCCAUCAAACCAGUCUGGUCUAAGAUUUAUCAGUGGGAUUAUUUGCAAGUCAAAAAUUCAAAGAUUUGAGAGAAUGUUGUUUCGUGCUACAAGGGGCAAUAUGCUUUUCAAUCAGGCACCAGCUGAUGAAGAGUGUGUGGAUCAUCUAACCACUGAAACGGUUGAGAAGACCAUAUUCGUAGUAUUUUUCUCCGGGGAGCGAGCAAGAAUGAAGAUUUUAAAAAUUUGUGAAGCUUUUGGGGCAAAUUGUUAUCCUGUACCUGAAGACAUAACUAAACAGAGGCAAAUAAUUAGAGAAGUUUUAUCUCGUCUUUCUGAGCUUGAAGCCACGCUGGCAGCAGGCAUACUCCACCGAAAUAAAGCCCUCACUUCCAUUGGAUUCCAUCUUACAAAAUGGAUGAAUAUGGUAAGAAGGGAAAAGGCUGUAUAUGAUACACUGAAUAUGCUGAAUUUUGACGUUACAAAACAAUGUCUUGUGGGAGAAGGCUGGUGCCCUAUAUUUGCGAAAGAUCAGAUUCAGGAGGUGCUCCGACGUGCAACUUUUGAUAGCAGUUCUCAAGUUGGCAUAAUAUUUCAUGCUAUGGAUGUUUUGGAAUCACCUCCAACACAUUUUAGAACAAACCAUUUCACAAAUGCAUUUCAAGAAAUUGUUGAUGCUUAUGGUGUUGCUAGAUAUCAAGAAGCAAAUCCUGCAAUAUACACUGUCAUUACAUUUCCUUUUCUUUUUGCGGUGAUGUUUGGGGAUUGGGGUCAUGGAAUAUGCUUAUUGUUGGGAGCAUUAGUUCUUAUAGCUCGGGAAAGGAGGCUUAAGACUCAGAAACUUGGAAGCUUUAUGGAAAUGCUAUUUGGUGGGCGCUAUGUACUCCUUUUGAUGUCUCUUUUCUCGAUUUACUGUGGGCUGAUUUACAACGAAUUCUUCUCUGUUCCUUUUUACAUAUUUGGUGGAUCUGCUUACAAAUGCCGAGAUAAAACUUGCAGUGAUGCACACUUAGCUGGCUUAGUUAAAUAUCGAGAUCCAUAUCCAUUUGGCGUUGAUCCAAAAUGGCGUGGAAGUCGAUCAGAGCUUCCUUUCCUAAAUUCUCUUAAAAUGAAGAUGUCUAUUUUGUUGGGUGUGGCCCAGAUGAACCUAGGUAUUAUAUUGAGUUACUUCAAUGCACGCUUUUUUGGAAGUUCACUGGAUAUAAGGUAUCAAUUUGUGCCACAGAUGAUCUUUCUUAACAGUCUCUUUGGGUAUCUUUCACUUCUUAUUGUUAUCAAGUGGUGCACUGGUUCUCAGGCAGACCUUUAUCAUGUAAUGAUAUACAUGUUUUUGAGUCCCACAGACAACCUUGGUGAGAAUCAAUUGUUUUGGGGCCAGAGACCACUUCAGAUAGUAUUGUUGCUUUUGGCUUUAAUUGCAGUUCCAUGGAUGCUCUUUCCAAAACCUUUUAUUUUAAGAAAGCAACAUUUGGAGAGAUUUCAAGGCCGCACCUAUGGGAUACUUGGCACCUCUGAGAUGGAUCUUGAGGUUGAACCUGGUUCUGCACGACAUCAUGAGGAAUUCAAUUUUAGUGAAAUAUUUGUGCACCAAAUGAUACAUUCCAUUGAGUUUGUUCUUGGUGCAGUCUCAAACACAGCAUCAUACCUUCGACUGUGGGCUUUAAGCUUGGCACACUCUGAACUAUCUACUGUCUUCUAUGAGAAAGUCCUCCUCCUUGCCUGGGGGUAUGACAACCUUGUUGUCCGGUUAAUAGGUCUGGCAGUUUUUGCCUUUGCCACUGCUUUCAUAUUGCUCAUGAUGGAGACUCUCAGUGCUUUUUUACAUGCGCUGCGUCUUCACUGGGUGGAAUUUCAGAACAAGUUCUACCAUGGGGAUGGCUAUAAGUUCAGACCCUUCUCUUUUGCUUCAAUAAAAGACGAUGAGGAUUAGGUUUAUCGUAUGUAACCUUCAGUUUUUGGGAGAAAGAAAGAGUGUGAACAGAGGUAGGAGUAUUUUCAAUUAUAGAAAGCCACUUACAGAGGACGGCCAUGGAAUCCUAUUCAGGCUGGCAAGAGGAUUUAUACUUAUUUUGCUCAGACAUUAUGCUGCUCGACUUUGAUGUAGAAACAGGAAAUCAUAGCUCAUAUUCUCAGGUAUACGAAGUUUUCUGUUUAGUCAUUUUUAGGUUCCAUCAAAAGAAGUUUGUAUUUUACCUUUUUUUUUUUUUUUUUUCAAAUUAUUCUUUUGCACAAAGGAGAAAAGAAGUAAAGAGGGCGAGGGAGGGUUGGGAGCUUACUGUAAAGAGGAGCUGGGAAUCCUUUAUACAUCGUAUUGUAUUUGUUGGGCCCGGGAAGUAGGAGGAGUAGAUUAGAAAUUUUUACAGAAUCACACUAGUUAGUGUGGCCAUUGCGGGGAAUUGGGCCUUUUUGGUUUUUCAAUUUUUUGUUACUCCAAUGUAAUAAUUAAUUACCCAGUUAUCCUAUAGAGAAUUUUAAGUUGAA